Molecule: messenger RNA, 1453 nt
Organism: Rhinichthys klamathensis goyatoka
Lineage: Eukaryota; Metazoa; Chordata; Actinopteri; Cypriniformes; Leuciscidae
Gene: mc5rb
Product: melanocortin 5b receptor
Exons: 1
Coding region: 100-1086 (328 amino acids)
Biological process (GO): G protein-coupled receptor signaling pathway
Cellular component (GO): membrane
Molecular function (GO): melanocortin receptor activity
Source: RefSeq, a predicted model, not a curated record
UAACAACUCUUUGUCUUUACAGCAAAUGUACAUGGAUGCCGCGCCAUGUAUCUAACAUCACCUGUUACCAGACACUGAGCAUCCAUUCUACAUCAGAACAUGAAUACCUCGGAGUGGCCCACACUUUCUCCAAACGCCUCUUUGAGUCACACAAACCACAGCGAUGAGUCAAGCAGGUCCAAGUCAAGUGCUUCAUCCGCCUGUGAGCAGGUGCACAUUGCACCUGAGGUCUUCCUCACACUGGGGCUCAUCAGCCUGCUUGAAAACAUCCUGGUCAUCCUUGCCAUCGUGAAGAACAAGAACCUCCACUCACCCAUGUACUUCUUCGUCUGCAGCCUAGCAGUGGCCGACAUGUUAGUUAGCGUUUCCAACGCAUGGGAGACAAUAGUUAUCCACUUGCUGGCGAACAGGAGUUUGGUGAUUGAGGAUCACUUCAUCCGUCAGAUGGAUAACAUAUUUGAUUCUCUCAUCUGUAUCUCUGUGGUGGCAUCUAUGUUGAGCCUGUUAGCGAUUGCGGUGGAUCGCUACGUGACUAUCUUCUAUGCUCUGCGUUACCAUAAUAUAAUGACCGUACGGCGAGCUGGGAUUCUCAUCGGCAGCAUCUGGACCUUCUCCACAAGUUGUGGGAUCAUCUUCAUCAUGUACUCCGAAACUAAGCCUGUGGUUGUGUGCCUGGUGGCUAUGUUCUUUGCCAUGAUGCUGAUGAUGGCCUCACUCUACAUCCACAUGUUCCUGCUGGCCCGUUCGCAUGUCAAACGCAUGGCGGCAUUGCCGGGCUAUAAAGCCAACAUCAGGCAAAGAGCUAGCAUGAAGGGUGCCAUCACCCUUACCAUCUUACUGGGAAUCUUCAUCGUGUGCUGGGCACCAUUUUUUCUCCAUCUCAUCCUCAUGAUUUCCUGCCCACGGGACAUUUACUGCAUCUGCUUCAUGUCACACUUUAACAUGUACUUGAUACUCAUCAUGUGUAACUCGGUGAUUGACCCACUGAUCUAUGCGUUCAGGAGCCAAGAGAUGAGAAAGACCUUUAAAGAGAUCCUCUGCUUUGAUGGACUACGCAGCCUCUGCAACCUGGUCAGCAAAUAUUGAAGAAGGUUCCUGGAAGAACCUGAUGGGAUGGACUGAUGGAUGAAUGGAUUUAUACAUAGAUGGAUAGGUGCAUAAUUGCAGCGGAGGAGGGGAAGUGAAGCCUGAACAUCUUCAUUAGGGACAGUAUAAUUUGUACAGAUUUUUUCACGGUCAUCUUACAUCAUUUGAAAUGUUUUGAUGUUACUGUGGAAGUUUCAUGUUGUGUUGUUGGAAAAUAUUGAAUUAAGAAGUUCAAAAUGUGCCUUUCUGUUAUGUAGUGUAUUUAUAAUAGGAGUUACAUUGUCCUCAGCAGGGGACUGUCGUCAGGUCAAUGCAGUGACAUUUUGUGCACAAAAAAAAGGCUAGAGUAUUAAUAUGCAGAGUAGAA